ACAAACCUACUAUUAACUAAAUGUAAUAAUAGUCCCAUAGCAUAACAUUUAAAGACAUAAAAUAUUAACCACAGUAAUAUUGAUAAACAGUUGUUCUUAAUAUUUUAAUAAGAAUAAACUGAUAAAAUAAAUUUAUUUCAUAAAGUGAGCACAGGACUGGUGUUUGUCAAUCAGACGAUGAACUGGAGAGAUGCUCAGAGAUACUGCAGACAGAAUCACAUUGAUCUGGUCAGUGUGAGGAACCAAAAUGAGAAUCAACAGCUGGAGAAGUUCAUUAAUGACAGAAACUCAUCUGGAUCUGCAGUCUGGAUCGGUCUGUUCAGAGACUCAUGGCAGUGGUCAGAUCAGAGCAACUCCUCAUUCAGAUACUGGAAACCUGGUGAACCUAAACCUCCAGUUGAUAAACGCUGUGCAGUGGGUUUACGUCACUCCUGCGCUUUGGGCAUCUGGUUCUGGGUGAGUGGACAGACCGUGUGCUAUCAGAACUGGGCUCCAGGGAACGGCACAUCAGAGGAGGACUGUGAGCCCACAGUGAGAUCUGGAGCAGUUCAGUCUGGAGGAGAUCAGACCUGGAUCAGCCGUCCUGAAACUGACCGACUCAACUUCAUCUGCAGAAACUACUGAGAGUGAAGAAGUAAGAUGAGGAAUGUGUUCAUUUAUCACUGAAGUAAUAAUUUUACAUGAAAUCUUCAACAUCAGCAGGCAUUAAUGCAUUAUUAUAGUGAUGAGCAUAUCUGAAGAGCAGCUGUGUGGGGAUUUGAAAUCUUUCUGAAACUGCACUGUUAAAGCUGGGUUAUGUCAACUCAAAUUGGGUAAAAUAUAGAGAAACUCAAAUGUUGGUUCUAUAAAUUAAUUUAAUUGACAUGUGAUUUCAUUGAACCAAGCUUUGAUAUUUCAUA
This is a messenger RNA of Danio rerio (zebrafish), 899 nucleotides long. The record is from RefSeq and is a predicted model, not a curated record. NCBI's taxonomy places the organism in Eukaryota, Metazoa, Chordata, Actinopteri, Cypriniformes, Danionidae.